AUGGCUUCCAAAGAGGCCAAGAUAUCCUUGAAGGCGCCCAAGGGUACACGCGACUGGUCUGGCGCAGAUCUUCUCCUCCGAGAUCAUGUCUUCGAGACUAUUAGCAAUAUCUUUAAACUCCACGGUGGCACCCCCCUCGACACUCCGGUAUUCGAAUUAAAGGAAAUUUUAGCUGGCAAAUAUGGCGAGGAGGCCCGUCUGAUAUAUAACCUCGAAGAUCAAGGAGGCGAAUUAUGCGCUCUACGUUACGAUUUAACCGUACCUUUCGCCCGUUGGCUGGCCAUGAACAAUGUUCAGCAGAUCAAGCGCUACCAGAUCGCUAAGGUCUACCGUCGCGACCAACCGGCCAUCGCCCGAGGAAGGAUGCGCGAGUUCUACCAGUGCGAUUUUGAUAUCGCCGGAUCUUACGACCCUAUAAUCCCCGACGCGGAGAUCCUACGUGUCAUCGUCGAAACCUUCGAUGCCCUCGGGCUCGACAUCACCAUCAAGACCAAUCACAGACGAAUCCUCGACGGCAUAUUCUCCGUCGCAGGUGUUCCCGCAGAUAAGAUACGCCCGAUUAGUUCAGCGGUAGAUAAGCUGGAUAAGGAACCGUGGGAGGCCGUUAAGAAGGAGAUGGUGGAACAAAAGGGUCUCCCCGAAGAAGUUGCCGAUAAAAUUGGUGUGUUCGUGCUAAAUCGCGGUACUAUCGACGAGAUGAUAGAAUUUAUCAAGGCCGACCCGAACCUCUCGUCCAACGAGGAGAUAAAGGCAGGUCUUGCCGACAUGGAUCUCCUCUCUACUUAUUCCAAAGAACUAGGCACCUUUGACAAAGUCUCCUUCGACCUAUCACUUGCGCGAGGCCUAGACUACUACACGGGUUUGAUCUUCGAGGUUAUUCAAAAACCCGCCGAGACGAAGGACAAGGACGGCACGCGAUAUCCGGAGAAGUCGUCCAAGAACGACGAUGCUUCAGCCGUAGGUAGCAUUGCUGCGGGUGGCCGAUACGACAACCUAGUCGGCAUGUACGGCAAGAAGCAGAUCCCCUGCGUGGGUAUCUCUUUCGGCGUCGACCGAAUCUUCACCAUACUAAAGGCGCGGCGCGGGGAUAAAGAAAACCGAUCGCGCCAAGUCGACGUAUACAUCAUGGCGUUCGGCGGUAAGGAGUUCAACGGCCUGCUUCUCGAGCGCAUGUCGGUCGCGCGGCAGCUCUGGGAGGCCGGCAUCCGCGCCGAGUUCAGCGCCAAGGUCAAGCCCCGUCUGCCGCAACAGUUCAAGGCUUCCGAGGACGUACCACUAGGUGUUAUCCUAGGCCAGGACGAGAUUGCGGAGGGCAAAGUGCGACUGAAGGUUCUGGGAACUGGUAAGGGUGGAAAGGGGGACGAGAAGGAUGAGAAGGACCAGGGCCAGCUGGUCUCGAGAGAGAAUCUGGUCGAGGAGGUCAAGAAGUUAUUGCAGACGCAGACUCACAUCCUUCCGAUAAGGUGA
Messenger RNA from Daldinia caldariorum, 1467 nucleotides. RefSeq names its product histidyl-tRNA synthetase. Gene Ontology annotation, cellular component: mitochondrion; cytoplasm. Bases 1 to 1467 code for a protein of 488 amino acids. The transcript is spliced from 2 exons. The record is from RefSeq and is a predicted model, not a curated record. Gene Ontology annotation, biological process: histidyl-tRNA aminoacylation; mitochondrial translation. Lineage: Eukaryota; Fungi; Ascomycota; Sordariomycetes; Xylariales; Hypoxylaceae. Gene Ontology annotation, molecular function: histidine-tRNA ligase activity; ATP binding.